UCUCCCAUUUCUGAGUUGAGUGACAUUUAUUAGGGUCACAGAAUCACCCCAGCUCCUAAUCCUUUCUUUCCUUCUAUGAAGCAGAGCUAAGAAGCCGAUUUGCUUUGAAAGGAAGAACUACAGCUCCCAGAGUGCACCUGUGCGGUUGUCAGGAGCAACCAAGGAAUGCAGACUAACAGCCCUGCUGGAGACAGGACUAUCCACCAACCACUGCCAGCCAGCCAUGGGCCAGGAUUAUUACUCUGUGCUCCAGAUCACUCGCAAUUCAGAGGAUGCCCAGAUCAAAAAGGCGUACCGGAAACUUGCCCUUAAAAACCACCCGUUGACGUCAAACGAGCCAUCUGCAGCAGAGACGUUCAGGCAAAUAGCAGAGGCCUAUGAUGUGCUGAGCGACCCUGUGAAGAGAGGCAUCUAUGACAGGUUUGGAGAGGAGGGCCUGAAAGGUGGAAUUCCUCUGGAGUUUGGAUCCCAGACCCCAUGGACAACUGGUUACGUCUUCCAUGGCAACCCUGAAAAGGUUUUCCAUGAGUUCUUUGGAGGAGACAACCCAUUCAGUGAGUUUUUUGAUGCAGAAGGAAGUGAGGUGGAUUUGAACUUUGGGGGCCUCCGGGGUCGAGGUGUCAAAAAGCAGGACCCUCCAAUUGAACGGGACCUCUACCUGUCUCUGGAGGAUUUAUUCUUUGGCUGCACCAAAAAAAUUAAGAUCUCCCGAAGGGUGCUGAACGAGGAUGGGUACUCUUCUACCAUCAAGGACAAGAUCCUGACAAUUGAUGUGAAGCCUGGUUGGAGGCAGGGCACACGUAUCACCUUUGAGAAAGAAGGGGACCAGGGCCCCAACAUCAUCCCAGCUGACAUCAUCUUCAUUGUGAAAGAGAAGCUACACCCUUGCUUCCGCAGGGAGAACAAUGACCUCUUCUUUGUGAACCCUAUCCCUUUGGGCAAGGCUCUCACCUGCUGCACCGUGGAGGUGAAGACCCUAGAUGACCGUCUGCUCAACAUCCCCAUCAAUGACAUUGUCCAUCCCAAGUACUUCAAGAAGGUGCCAGGUGAGGGGAUGCCAUUUCCUGAGGACCCCACCCAGAAGGGGGACCUCUUCAUCUGCUUUGACAUCCAGUUCCCUACCCGCCUCACACCGCAGAAGAAGCAGAUGCUGCGUCAGGCUUUGCUGACAUAACUGUGGUGGGCUGGGGGCUGUAGCAGGGGUGGGAGGAGCUAGCCAUGCCUUACCUGCCCCUACUCUCAACUGGCCUCAGGGUGUGCAGGUGAGGCAGCCUCUGCACAGAUGUGACCUGAGGGUGGCAUGGCACGAGACUUUAAACUGACAUAAUAAAGAUUUCUUUCUUAUCCUCCAGCUAUA
Molecule: messenger RNA, 1357 nt
Organism: Galeopterus variegatus (Sunda flying lemur)
Lineage: Eukaryota; Metazoa; Chordata; Mammalia; Dermoptera; Cynocephalidae
Gene: DNAJB13
Product: DnaJ (Hsp40) homolog, subfamily B, member 13
Exons: 8
Coding region: 224-1174 (316 amino acids)
Cellular component (GO): cytosol
Molecular function (GO): protein-folding chaperone binding
Source: RefSeq, a predicted model, not a curated record